AUGGAAGAACUACUCCAAUUCAUGGACGAAGACGACGACAUCAUUGCCUCCCUCCAAACAAGCAUUGCUUUAAUUAUGAAGACACAAGAAAAAAAGAAGCACGGCGGUUCAACACCUGGACGAAGGGAAAUCCAUUGGAAUCGACUUGAAGGACAUCAGCAGCUAUACAAUGACUACUUCGCUGAGGACGCUAUAUAUCCUGAUUAUCUUUUCCGCCGUUGUGGGAUACUUUAUGGGUUCCCAUCCAACAACUUCAAAAAUUUAUAG
This is a messenger RNA of Puccinia graminis f. sp. tritici CRL 75-36-700-3, 267 nucleotides long. RefSeq lists its product as uncharacterized. NCBI's taxonomy places the organism in Eukaryota, Fungi, Basidiomycota, Pucciniomycetes, Pucciniales, Pucciniaceae. The coding region runs from base 1 to 267 and encodes 88 amino acids. The transcript has a single exon. The record is from RefSeq and is a predicted model, not a curated record.